UAAUAAUCUGAUUGGACUUUUCAUUUUAAAAAUCGAAACUUUUUUUUUUUACCCUUUUUAUUUUUUCCUAUUAUAUACGGAUUUCCCAUGAAUUUUCAUAUGAAUUUGAUGAAAAUUUCCUUUUGGGUGUCUAAAGUGUAAAAAGUCAUCCUUUUUAUUUUCUUUGAUUCCUUCAAAAACUUUAUGAUCAAACAUGGUGUCAAGUGUUUCUCCCAAUCUUGAAUGUUUGAAGCUAAGAACCCUUUAUUCUCUUCCACCACUUAGACAUGAGAGGAACAAAAACACCAUGUCACGUGGCAUGAUCAAUGUUUUUUCCUUGUCUAGUUCAAGGAACAUGAAGUCACAAAGAGUGAAUCAUGUUUGUUGUUCUUUCCCUUUUGAUGAUUUUCACAAAGAUGGAAAAAGAGAAAUUUUGGAACCUUCUUUACUUGGUAUUCAACCUGAACCACCAAGUUGGCCAGAGAGAGAAGAGAUUUUGAGACUAAGUUUUGAAAGGAGAGUGAAAAGUGUUGGAAUCCCUUUAUCAAUUAGGAUGAUAAAGAAGAAGCUACAAUUAGAACAAGGUUUUAAAUAUGCUGCAUCAAGUGAAUCGAUUCAUUGUUGUGUUAAGAAGUGUUUCUCUUCUUUGUUGUUUAUUCUCCAUGAGCUUCAAAAUCAUGCUUUGAAAACAAGGGAAUCACUUUGUGGUGACGAUUUAGAAAGCGUCAUUGUUAAGCUCAAUAGAGAAAUGGAUGAUUCAUUUGUUUGGUUGUUUCGACAUGUUUUUAGUGAAACACCAACUUUAAUGGUUGAUGUUAUGGUUCUUUUAAGUAACUUUUCUAUGUUUUCUAUGAUGAGGAACAACAACAACAACAAAAGUAUUAAGGAUGUUUUACAUGGUGAUCUUGUUGUUCAAGAUGAAUGUGUGAAGGAGUUAACAGAAGAGGAAGAAUUGUUGUGGAAUUCAAUGUUGGAGGAAGUUUCAAAGAUGGAAAAGGAAUUGAGGGGUGAGGUUUUUUUGGAUCAUGAAACAAAGAUGAAUUUUGUGGCACCAAUUUGUGUUGAGAUUGAAGGGGAUCAAUACGAGGAAUAUGAGAAAACUAAGGAUUAUUACAAAAAGCAUAUAAGCCUUACACCUAACAAUUCACUUCUUCUGUCUAACUAUGCUCAAUUUCUCUUCCUUGUUCUUCAUGACAAUGAUGGUGCUGAAGAAUACUACAAAAAAUCAGUGUUAGUGGAAUCACCAGAAGCUGAAGCAUAUUGUAGAUAUGCUGAUUUCUUGUGGUGGAUAAGGAAGGAUAAUUGGGCAGCAGAACUGAGAUAUAUGCAAGCAUUGGAAGCAGAUCCUGAAAACACUUAUUAUUUAUCAAAGUAUGCUAGUUUUCUUUGGAACACUGGUGGACAACAAGACAAUUCUACUAGCUUUCCUAUAGAAGAAUUAGAUAACAUGCAAAUAUGAUACUGUCCAUAUUAUCCAUCUAUAUUCCACUUUUAUUUAAGUUGUUUCCCUUUAUAGAUUUUUGUUACGCAAAUUAUUGUAUGUUAUGUAUCAAGGUUAUUAUGUCCGAAUCACAGAGAGACAUCAGACAUCGUAAUUUUACAAAAGUUACAACUUGUAAUUUUUGUAAAAUUUACAGAACAUAAUCUUCCUAUUCUAUACACAGUUUAACAUAGACAUGUUUUAAAUUAA
Messenger RNA from Cicer arietinum (chickpea), 1669 nucleotides. RefSeq lists its product as uncharacterized. Gene Ontology annotation, molecular function: protein binding. The record is from RefSeq and is a predicted model, not a curated record. Lineage: Eukaryota; Viridiplantae; Streptophyta; Magnoliopsida; Fabales; Fabaceae.